AUGAGAUCCGUGCUUGGCUUAUUCGGCCUGCUGAGCACCGCGGCUGCUGCCUCGGACUCAGUCAAGGUCAAGUGGCUCGAAGGCACUCCCAAUUACCUCGGAGGAGUGACUUUCGGUGUGCCAUGGCCCCGUGGGCAGCACCUAGCGGAUGCUACGACCUUCAGUGCUUCAGGUGAUGCUCAAUUGCAAUCAUGGGUCACCGCAGUUUGGCCUGAUGGGUCAUUGAAAUGGACGGGACACGCCCUCGGAGCAAGUGCCGCACCCGCCGACGAAUAUACCAUCACUGCAUCUGGCUCAGGAAACACAACUUCAUCCCGCCUGAGACGACAGAGCGACAACACCAACCCUGGGUUACAAGUUAGCGACUCCGAUGACGAGAUCGUUGUGAGCACAGGCAAGGUCACCGCAACUUUCCCAAAGUCGGGCGAUGUUCUUGUGUCAUCCAUCGAGGCGGGCGGCAAGGUCGUCGGAAACAACGGCCGUCUUGUCCUGAGGUCUCAAAGUGGAAGCCCUGACGACGACGAGGAUGGCAAGCCAACUGGCAUCGAAUAUUACAGCUUUGCCAGCAAGAUCUACAACGUGACUGUCUCGGAGGACAACACUGCUCGCGCCCUUGUGACCGUUCAGGGUAUCCACUCUGCGGCUGACGGGGACAGCGCGCGUGGCGACUGGCUCCCUUUCACUGUGCGAUUCUAUCUGUACUCCGACUCUGAGGCCAUUCGCAUCAUUCACACUAUUAUCUACGACGGCGAGGCCAAGACAGACUUCAUCUCGGGAUUGGGUAUUCGAUUCGACGUGCCCCUUGCUGAGGAAGAGCAGUACAAUCGCCACGUCCGCAUUGCAGGUGUCGACGGCGGGCUGCUGCACGAGGCUGUCCAGGGAAUCACUGGUCUCCGUCGUGACCCUGGCGCCGACGUAAGGUCUGCCCAGUACAACGGUACUGAGACGCCCGACAAGACGACCUGGGACCAGAGAGUCACCACCCGGCUGCAGUGGAUUCCCACCUGGAGCGACUACAGGCUCACCCAACUGUCGCCGGAUGGUUUCAACCUGAAGAAGCGCACCAAGGCUGGACAAAGCUGGGUGAAGAUUCCUGGCGGUACCCGCUCCGGAGGUCUUGCCUACCUGGGUGGUUCUUCUGUCGGAGGUCUUGCUCUUGGGCUGCGUGACUUCUGGAAGAAGUACCCUACCAGUUUGGAUAUCUCCAACGCUGCUACUGACACUGGCACCAUCACUCUUUGGUUGUACAGCCCCCAAGCUGAGCCUCUUGACCUAAGGCCGUACCACGAUGGGCUUGGCCAGGACACAUACGCGAAGCAGCUGGACGCACUCGAAAUCACGUACGAGGACUACGAAGGCGGCUACAACACUCCGUACGGAGUUGGCCGCACCAACGAGUUGUUCUUGUACGCCUUUGACAGCACUCCGUCCGCUGACACGCUUUCGAGCCUCACAAACCACACCAACAACCCUCCGGUCCUGAUCCCCGAGCCAGAGUACAUCCGCGACACCAAGGCCAUUGGGAGCUACUGGGAUGUGCCCGGCUCGCCAGUGUCGUCGGCGCAGUCGCAGACCAUCGAGAACAACAUGGAUUUCCUCAUCAAAUUCUACGAAGGUCAAGUUGAACAGCGCCGGUGGUACGGCUUCUGGGACCACGGCGACAUCAUCCACACCUACGACGACGAUCGGCACCAGUGGCGGUACGACAUCGGCGGCUACGCCUGGGACAACUCCGAGCUGUCUCCCGACCUGUUCUUCUGGGGCCACUUCCUUCGCACCGGCCGCGCAGACGCAUACAAACUAGCCCAUGAUCAAGCACGCCACGGCGGCGAGGUCGACUCUUACCAUCUCGGCAACUUCACCGGUCUCGGAACGAGGCACGGCGUCCAGCACUGGGCCGACAGCGCGAAGCAAGCCCGGAUCUCCACGCCAGUCUACAGGAAGACCUUCUUCUACAUCUCUGGCGGCGACGAGCGCACGGGCGACCUGGUGCGGGAGGUCCAGGAGGCCGCCAGGGCGUUUGUCCUCGUCGACGCCCGCCGCAAGGUCCGCGACCCGGGCGUCGUGUACGAGCCCGACCCGACGGCGCUGUACCUCAACUUCGGCACCGACUGGGCGGGUCUCGCGCAGGCCUACCUGAUCGAGUGGGAGCGGCGCGGCCCGAACUGGGAGGACGCCCGCGAUAAGAUCACCGAGGCGCUGCUGACGUACCCCAAGCUCAAGAACGGCUUCGUUACCGGCGAGGCGCUGUACGACUCGUACACGGGCGCCUGGGCGCCGCCCCCGACCGACCCGGCCAACAACGGCAACGUGACCGUGUCCCACCUCUCGGGCGUCUUCGGCGUGCUCGAGACCAUCGACCAGAUCGUCGACCACUAUGGCCCCGAGGGCCGCAACAUCACGCAGCCCUUCUACGACGCCUUCCUCGACUACUGCUACUACUACGGCGCGCCCAAGGCCGAGCAGGCGGCACGCUACGGCAAGGACUUUGGCAACCUGAACCUCAAGCAGGGCCACUCCCGCUUCACCGCCUACGUCGCCAACAGGCGCCAGAACGCCACCCUCGUGCCCCGCGUCUGGUCCGAGUACCUGGGCGACGGCAGCAAGGACGGCCUCGCGCCCAAUGCGCCGUGGAGGACGGAGCGGUUCGGCGGCAGCGAUGUUCUUAUUCCUGUCGAUGAGGCCAAGUGGGUUAGCACGAACGCUGCUGCGCUUUAUGGUGUUGCUGGGUUUGAGAACUUGGCGCUCGUGGGCGCGCCGGAUGUCCCGAGCAUUGGGAACUCGACUGCUUAA
Molecule: messenger RNA, 2793 nt
Organism: Diaporthe batatas
Lineage: Eukaryota; Fungi; Ascomycota; Sordariomycetes; Diaporthales; Diaporthaceae
Exons: 1
Coding region: 1-2793 (930 amino acids)
Source: RefSeq, a predicted model, not a curated record